Prunus armeniaca (apricot) is the source of this 531-nucleotide messenger RNA. The record is from the annotation of a GenBank genome assembly. NCBI's taxonomy places the organism in Eukaryota, Viridiplantae, Streptophyta, Magnoliopsida, Rosales, Rosaceae.
AUGAUUGAUGACUGCAAGGGGGUGUUUCAAGGAGUGGAUUCGUUGGUUGACGUGGGCGGUGGGACGGGAACCGUGGCCAAGUCCAUUGCUGAUGCCUUCCCUCAUAUGAAAUGCACUGUACUUGAUCUCCCUCAUGUAGUUGCUGACCUAAAAGGGAGUAAGAACUUGGAAUAUGUUGCAGGAGACAUGUUUGAGGCUGUUCCUGAGGCCGAUGCUAUUUUUUUAAAGUGGAUAUUGCAUGACUGGGGUGAUGAAGAAUGCGUGAAAAUACUUGAGCGAUGUAAAGAGGCAAUUACAAGAGAGGGCAAGAAAGGCAAGGUGAUUAUCGUAGAUAUGACGGUGGAGAACAAGAAUACAGAUAAGGAAUCUGGGGAAACACAACUUUUCUUCGAUAUGCUGAUGAUGGUCUUGGUUAAAGGAAGAGAAAGGAAUGAGAAAGAAUGGGCUAAGCUCUUUUCUGACGAAGGUUUCAGAUAUUGUAAGAUUACUCCUUGUUUGGGUUUAAGGUCUCUCAUUGAGGUUUAUCCUUGA